UGCCCAUUUUUCAACAUGGGCAACAAGAACAAGAGAGACAACAAAGCCGGCUCGAACUCGCAGGCAGGCACGGACGCCGGUAACGGCGCUCUUAAGACCCCCUCGCACAACCCCAAACCCAGUCCUCCGCUGCAGUCUACACAGCAGUCUGUCAAGAAACCGUCCACCAACGGUAAACAGCCCCAGCGGCUUGCCACCGGUGACGCUUCUCCCAGCUCUAAAGACUACGCUGGCGCCAUCCGCAACGGAACUGGGAAGGGUGGCAGCUCCAGCAAUGGAGGUGGCAGCUCCAACAGUGGUGGGGGUGACCCCAGCAACCGCUUCGCAGCACUGGGAGAAGAGAACUCACCCAGCAAGCCCACCGAUGGCGGUCGCGAGGAAGGAGAGAUCCCUCCGGACGACCCCACACGCGCACUGGCUGCAGACGUUCUCGCGAAUCUCCAACAAGCAGCCACCACUGCUGCUCCCUCCAUUCCUGCCCCUGCUGGGAACUUCUUGGCGCCCUUCAUCAUCUCAAGCUUGGAGCAGGCGCGUGACAACAAGGAGGAACCGGAACCUUGGAUCAUGCGCCUAGUCCUGGGAGCUCCCGUGCAAGACGCGACACUCACUCAGGUAGCAUCUCCGCUCCAGCAAAGCUUAGCCGGGUCACAACCGCAGCCGAAUGUAGCACCUCUACCCCAGCACAGUGGAGACGUGUCACAACAGCAGCAGCAGAACAAUCUAGCCAUUCCCACACACGAGCAACGCACUCGCGCAACUCAAGACACUUUCAGAGCUCUCAAGGCUUCCGAGUUUCCGCCAACUCUGAAACUUGAGGGUCUCCCAUCGGAAGAUGUACCCGAGAUCAUGGCACAGUACCGCACGCACAUUCGCCUCUCGCUGCCUGAAAACACCUCGGACGACAUCAUCGACCGUAGAGCUAUUAAGAACUUACGCCUCAUCACGAAAGGCGCCGCUGCGCAAUCGCUUGACCUCAUUCUGAGUUCUCACUUGGAAUGGCGGUCGGAACAGCAGCUAAAACUUCACACGGGUGAACUCGAGAAUCGGAUCAACCAGCUCGAGAAACUUGUCAACACGCAAGGAGACACCCACGUCUCCAGUGCAGCCCGCGGCCGUAGUAACAGUCGGGGACCAACCACCCAGAAGCGGGGUCCUUCCCAGCCCCAAAUCCACCGGAACCAGAAGGCAAAGGUGGCGUUCACCCAGGACACUAAGUCCUCGGGCGGAACAGUGGAUGGUGGUAGCGGUAGCAAGGGGGGUGUUGAAUGCACUUACCCGGGCUGCGCAGGGAAGUCGAAACGGUUCACGCAUUCACGGCAGGAGUGUAGGACCGAGAAACGUGAUCUCCAGAACGGAAUCAAGUACGUCUCGGUAACCUCGCAGCAGGGAUAGGAUGGCCCAGAUAGGCACCAUUCCUCGGCCUGUUUGGGAGACAAGUCUAGAAACUCGAGAGCAGUAACGAAGAGAGUAGAAGUAGACGAGAGGAAUCCUGGGCACCAUCCAAAACGUGUCCAGCCUCUGGUGGUAGAACAAGCAGAUGAGGUAGCUCGUAACACAGUGCCCGGAAUACC
This is a messenger RNA of Ectocarpus sp. CCAP 1310/34, 1571 nucleotides long. The record is from the annotation of a GenBank genome assembly. Lineage: Eukaryota; Phaeophyceae; Ectocarpales; Ectocarpaceae.